AGAAUUUCGAAAAGGUGCGCAACUUUGGAAAUGCUUAAGGCUGUCUUGCUGGAGGAGAGUGUCUUUGAUGAGCCUACGGAAGAUGAAGUAAUGUUGUAUGCUGAAAGUUUGGGAAUCGAUGUUGAAAAGGAGCAAGACUUGCUUUAUAUCGCUAAGGAAGGGGUUUCUGCACAUUUACCGACUGGCUGGCAAGUUCUCAAGGAUGAAAAUAAUCAAAUAUUCUAUUAUGACAGUGCAUCUGGUAUUAGUUUAUGGGAGCAUCCAUUAGAUAGACACUUUCGAGAUUGUGUUGUUAAAGCCCGUCAGAAGAAACAAGAUGCCAUUGAUGCAACAAGUAGUUCUGGCAAAGUCCCUCAUGAUAAAUCUGUAGAAACUGGUUCCGUCGUGUCAAAUGGUUUAUUGCGCCCGCAUUCGAAAUCAUCCAUAAACAACAAAGAGGUAGCAAGAGGAUAUACACCAACUCAUUCUGAUCCGCAUGAAGGCAAGCUGAAUACAAAUAAUUCCAAAGAACUCAUAGAAAAGCACGAAAGCGAUAAUCAACUCUCGACCAGUGCUCUCGCAGAACCUCGCUUUCAAUGUCCAGUUGUUACUACUAGAAACGAUGAUCAUCUGCCAGUUGCAGAUGAUCCUACUGAAUAUCUUGAGAUAAAAUUAUCGAAAAAUAAGAUACAUGAGAAAUCACUUGUUAAUAAUCAUGAGAAACUUCAACGAUCCUCUCGUAAAGACCAUCUUUCAUCAGAAGGUUUUAAAUAUUGGUCAGAAAUGUACAAAGAAAAUCUUCGUCAAGCAGAUGAAAACCUAACUGUAUUACAGUCAAAAAUAAGAGAAUCUUUGUUAUUAACUAGCAGUCAUAAAAAAACCAACUCAAAUCUCUGCAAUAAUGCAACACCAAAUUCACUCACUAAAUACAAUCCUACGACAAUAACGAAGGAUUCACAUAUUGUAAGCAAUUUAUCUAGAUGUUUCUCAUCAUCGGAUCUUUUGAACAUUGUAGAUAACAAUCAAACAUAUUGUAAACGAUUAGAGGCAUUUUCUAGUCCUGUGAAAAAAAUUGAAAAUACAUUUAAUGAAGAUAUUCUAUGCCCUGAAGUUGGUAUAUCUCCAACUGCUGUCAUUCAAACAGAGUCAUCUAUUAGAAAUGAUAAAUGUAUUGGCCAUGGUGUAUCGUCUUUAGAUGCCAAUUCAAAAUUAUCUUCAUCUAUACUUCCUGAAAAUAUGAAAAAUUCUACAUAUCAGCUCACUCCAGGUAGAACGUGUUUAACAGAACAAAAUGCCAGUGUAGAAAAAUCGACUGAUGGAAUUCAAGUGGAUCAAAGUAAUAUGAAGUCGAAGCCCAAUAAAAGCUUGAUUAAUUUAUCAGAAUGUAUUAGUCAUUUGGUUGAAGAACGUUCUCGUGUACAAGGCAAAUUGUUUCGUCUCAAGUUACUUUAUAAAACUUACAAACGACGUCUAGACAAUUUAGAUGCCAGUUUAUCAGCAUUACAAGAGCAGACUAACACAGAACAACCAUCUUCUAAUGUUUUACCAAUCUCUAAAACAGACAAACAAAAUAUUAAUACUAAAAAUAUCCAAGAGAAAAGAAAUUCAUCAGUGUUUACAAAUUUAACGAAUGAAAACGAUACAAAUGUUCCAUUACUACCUCAGGAUUCAAUUGUCACUACAUGUAUUAAUGAUUUAAAUGAAUCUGUUAAUAAUAGAUUACAUUCUCGUUUAUCUUAUUGUUAUCAUUAUCAUCAAAAUCCUAAUGUUUCACGCGUAAAACGUUCAGUGUCAGUGCCUCGUUCUCCAAUUUCAUGUAAUUAUCUCAGAAAUUCAAAUAAUCCACAUAUAUCAUCUCAUCAUUUACAUGAUAGUACUUCAGUUUCACGUGAUCUAGCAGUAUCAUUAGCUUCGAUCGAUGUACAAUUGCAUAAUGUUUUGAAACGUCUUGAUUCAAAUACUGAUGAAAGUCUUCAAUCACAUAUAAACCAUUACAUACAAAAUCAUUAUCCUAUUUCUACUGUAACUGAUGAACAACACCACUGUACUAAUGAUGAUACAAAUGUUAUACAUAUUCAACGUUGUUUGGAAAAUAUAAAUUUAAGUAAUGAACCAUUACUUGAAGGUGGUUGUAGUGGUGGUAGUUGUAUAUCAAAUAAUUUAACUUGUUCACCUUCAUGUAGUUGCAAUAAAACUCCAUCUCUGUCUCAUAGAACAAUGGAUUUAUUGCAUUCACCAAUCAACUGUUCACCGAAUUCAAAUUUAGAUUUAAUAUCAAAUAAACGCAACAGUAUUUGUACAUCAAGGCUCUUGAAACCUACUACUCACAAAACUGUUAAAUCAGUACUAUAGGAAAGCAUUGAUCAAUAUCAACACAAUUUGUGCACCUAAUUCAUCACACGUAUGAAUCUCCAUUUUCAAUCCUUAUAUAUAUGACCUUUUUAUUAAUGUUAUAUUAUUUGUGCUUUUACCCAAGACUAUUUUUGUAUACCAAUCUCUUUUUUAGUGUACCCUAUAUUUUUAUUAAAUUUUAUAACUCAUAAGUAAAUAAAUAUAUUUAUUUGGUUUUA
This is a messenger RNA of Schistosoma curassoni, 2549 nucleotides long. NCBI's taxonomy places the organism in Eukaryota, Metazoa, Platyhelminthes, Trematoda, Strigeidida, Schistosomatidae. The record is from the annotation of a GenBank genome assembly.